This is a messenger RNA of Diaporthe citri, 1644 nucleotides long. RefSeq lists its product as uncharacterized. Gene Ontology annotation, biological process: amino acid transmembrane transport. Gene Ontology annotation, molecular function: amino acid transmembrane transporter activity. The record is from RefSeq and is a predicted model, not a curated record. The transcript has 3 exons. Lineage: Eukaryota; Fungi; Ascomycota; Sordariomycetes; Diaporthales; Diaporthaceae. Gene Ontology annotation, cellular component: membrane. The coding region runs from base 1 to 1644 and encodes 547 amino acids.
AUGUCCGGCUAUCGCGCCCCCGACAAGGACUACCUCGAGGCCAGUGCCGUCGAGCCGACCCGUCACCAUGGAGCCGACACGUCAGAGUUGUCGACCGACGAGGCCACGGGCGAUUUCCGGACGAUCGACCCUCACAGUGGCGUAAAACGAGGGCUGAAGACCCGGCAUCUGUCGAUGAUGGCGCUGGCUGGCAUCAUUGGCCCCGGCCUGCUCGUUGGUUCGGGAGGAGCGUUGUCAAGUGGCGGGCCAGCCGCACUGCUGAUCGGAUUCGGCACUAUCGGUAUCCUGGCCUUCUCUAUCAUGCAGAGCCUAGGCGAGCUCACAACACUAUAUCCAUCCGGAGGGGCUUUUACAGGCCUGGCAGAUCGUUUCGUGGACAAGGCCUUUGGUGUUGCAGUGGGCUGGAAUUAUUUCAUCAUCUGGUUUGCAGUGCUGGCGAACGAAUACAACGCCAUAUCCAGCAUCUUGGUGUUCUGGAGUGACAAAGUGCCGUUGUGGGGAUAUUUUCUUUUACUAUGGUUUGCAUUCCUCGGCUUCCAACUCCUCGGCAUUGAGACCUUCGGCGAAGCUGAGUUCUGGCUUGCGCUCAUCAAGCUCGGUGGCCUUGUCGCCUACUUCUUGUUCUCCAUCAUAUAUGCAUCGGGCGGUAUCCAGGGAGUGCCCGGCAUAGGCUUCAAAUACUGGCAUGACCCAGGCGCCUUUGCUAGCGGAUUUCGCGGCGUUGCGACAGUUUUCGUUUUCUGUUCCACGUUCUACGCAGGUUGCGAAUCUGUCGCUGUUGCUGCCACCGAGACCAAGAACCCACGAGUCGCGGUGCCCUUGGCUAUCAGACAGGUCUUCUGGCGAAUUGUCUUUGUAUACAUGGGAUCGGCUUUCUUUUUCGGCUUGACAUGUCCGUCAAAUGCGGAAGGGCUCGUGUCAGCUAAAAGUAAGGCAUUUCAGAGCCCAAUGACGGUCGCCCUCCAAAAUGCGGGUUGGGAAGGAGGUGUUCAUCUGAUUAACGCCUUCAUCCUCAUCACUUGUCUCUCGGCGGUCAACAGCUCUAUUUACAUCGGCAGCCGCACGCUGCUCUUCAUGGGCCAGGAUGGGAAAGCUCCACGCAUCUUGGGCUGGACCGACAAAAGAGGCGUCCCAAUCCCAGCCAUUGUUUUCACGAACGCAUGCGGUGCCUUAAGCAUGAUGAACGUUUCCACCGGAGCGGGAGCGGCGUACAGCUACAUCGUGAACCUGUCGGGAGUGUCCACGUUCCUGGUUUGGGGAAGCAUCAGUUAUAUUCACAUUAAAUUCCGCAACGCGUGGGAGGUCCAGGGGUACUCAGAGUUGGAUUUGCCGUUCCAGUCCCUCUGGUAUCCCUGGAAUGCCUACUUCGGUCUUGGGGCCAACAUCUUCUUAGCACUUGUCCAGGGGUGGACGAAUUUGAGCCCUUUCAAUGCCGGGGGGUUUGUGGACGCCUAUAUUCUUCUGCCGCUGUUCCUUAUCAUCGUCUUUGCCUACAAGUUCUUUUACAAGACUAAGUUCUGGAAAGCGCAUGAGAUUGACCUGCAGUCUGGAAGGAGACGAGACUUGGAGGAGGUUGAAGAGCUUGAAGAGGGCGUAUUGUCAGAUAAUCGUCCGUGGUGGAAGAAGCUGUGGCAGAAUUUCUAA